UUGGCAUAAGCGACUCCAUUACUGUCACUGUUAUACAAAACUUGCAGUUUUAAAUAACUUGAAAAGAGCGUUCGGAUCAAUGUCAUUGCAACCGUGGCAGUGUUAAAGUGUGAAUAAUGGAUAACUAUUCUAUAACACAAUUUAAUAAUUAUAUUCAGAAAUAAAAAAUUAAAUAAAAAAUAUUUAUAAGACAUUUGAUCCCAAAUAAACAUAUGCAAUUGUAAAAAGAAAUUAAGUCACGCAAAGAUUUAUUUUAAUUAAAAAAAUAAUUUUUUGAAAAAGUUAUGGUUACGAAAAAUAUGAAUCAAUGAAAAAUUAUAAGUGUGUUUUGAGUGUUCCAUUUAUAAACAGUUUUUAAUUAAAGAACAAUGUUGAAUUUAAAUAUCGCCAGGACGUUACUGUUUUUAGGAUGUGUUGUUUGUUCAAAUGGAAGAAGUUUACGAGCAAAUAAUAAAAAUCUCUUAUCUACAAGAUCGUUAUUCGACGAAAAGAACAAAGAACAUUGGAAGAUUCAAGCACAAUGGACUCUGCGAACAAAGCUCGAAACUCCACUGAACAAGAAGGUCGCCAAAAACGUGAUACUGUUCCUCGGAGACGGUAUGAGCAUACCAACGUUGGCUGCCACCAGGGUGUACAUUGGCAGGAAGUUUGGCCACACGGGCGAAGAACUGAAGCUGAGCUUUGAAUCCUUUCCAUAUACUGGACUGGCAAAGACCUACUGUGUGGAUCACAACGUAGCUGAUUCAGCGUGCAGCGGGACUGCCUACCUUUCCGGAAUCAAAGGGAACAGUGGUACCCUGGGGCUCAGCGGUGCAGUGAAGCGAGGAGACUGCAAGGGUCAAAAGGAUGAUUCUAACACAGUCACUGGACUGAUGGACUGGGCACAAAAGGCUGGAAAAUCUACUGGUAUAGUGACAACUACGCGAGUCACUCACGCGUCCCCCGCAGCAGCGUACGCUCACUCGGCGGACCGGAAGUGGGAAGCGGACGCAGACUUGCCAAGACAAGGCCUUCGUUGCGAGGACAUAGCUAGCCAACUCGUAGGAGGGCGUGUCGGCAGUAGUAUAGACGUAAUUUUUGGAGGUGGGAGAAAAAACUUCUAUUCAAGAAAUGACAAAGACUCAAGCGGCAAUUUUGGGUACAGGAAUGAUGGGAGAAAUCUCAUAAGAGAGUGGCUUCUAAAUAAACAGAGUCAUGGAGUCGCACCAACGUACAUAGAGAACAAAAGAGAACUUCUAAAUCUUGAUAAGCGGAAACAUAAGACUGUAUUAGGACUGUUUGCUUCAGAUCACAUGCCUUACAACCUUGAAGCUGGGAUUAGUGAUCCAUCAUUGAGUGAGAUGACACAGAAAGCUAUAGAAAUUUUAUCGCAAAAUCAGAAUGGAUAUAUGUUAUUUGUUGAAGGGGGAAGAAUCGAUACAGCUCACCAUGAAACUAAAGCACGUAAAGCAUUGGAUGAAACGGCUGAACUGGCUAAAGCCGUAGAAGCAGCUCUACGCAUGGUGGACCCUGAAAACACUCUAAUAGUGGUGACCUCGGACCACAGUCACACUAUGAGCUACAGCGGGUACAGUAAGCGAGGAUCUGAUAUCUUAGGACUGGCUAAUGCUAAGUACAAUGCCUCGGACAAUUUGCCAUACAGCACUUUAAGCUACGCCAAUGGACCCGGCUAUAAGCCGCCCACGGACUUUAGGAGACAUAAUCUUAUGUUGGAUAAUAUGAACAGCUUGAACUACACUUUCCCGUCGAUGGUGCCAAUUCCACGGGAGACACACGGGGGUGAAGAUGUAGCGGUGUUCGCUAAGGGCCCCUGGGCACACCUGUUCACCGGCAACUAUGAACAGAGCUUUAUACCUCACGCUAUAGCGUACGCUGCUUGUAUAGGCCCCGGACUUACUAAAUGCAAUUUAUGAUAGAAUUCUAUAUUAUAAAAAAUAUUAUGACAAUAAGUGAGCUUAGCUCGUGUUAUGGGUACUAAGAUAACUGAUGAAUUAUAUACAUGAACACUUAUAAUAUACAGAUAAACGAUAUUUAAAAAAAGCAGUUGCGGCUCAUCAUACUGUCGAUGACUCUUAAAAGCAUGUACUCUCACAUAAAUAUUU
Pararge aegeria (speckled wood butterfly) is the source of this 2102-nucleotide messenger RNA. RefSeq names its product membrane-bound alkaline phosphatase-like. NCBI's taxonomy places the organism in Eukaryota, Metazoa, Arthropoda, Insecta, Lepidoptera, Nymphalidae. Gene Ontology annotation, molecular function: alkaline phosphatase activity. The coding region runs from base 369 to 1913 and encodes 514 amino acids. The transcript has 9 exons. Gene Ontology annotation, biological process: dephosphorylation. The record is from RefSeq and is a predicted model, not a curated record.